Molecule: messenger RNA, 543 nt
Organism: Dracunculus medinensis (Guinea worm)
Lineage: Eukaryota; Metazoa; Nematoda; Chromadorea; Rhabditida; Dracunculidae
Source: the annotation of a GenBank genome assembly
AUGCCAUGUGGAGACAACAUGGUAUUUCAAACCAUCAAACAGUAUGGCAGUGCGGAUAAAAGAAUAUCAUGGAAAACAAAAUGCAUUCAACGUUGCUCAUGUGUAAAUCUUAGUCUCAUGGAAAAAAAUGGUAAAUGCAUUAAUCAAAUGGAUGUUCUACUAGGUGGAAAAACAAAAUUGGCGAUGGUUACUAUAAAUUUUCCAAAUUACGAACUCGGAAAAGCGAUGGUUGACAGCAGAUGUCAACUAAUUGGACAAAAAUGUGGGAUUAAUGGGAUUUACAAAAAACUCAGAGAAGAAAAAAGGGAAAGGGUAUAUCCUAAUGGUGUUAAGUACACCACUGUGUGCAUUCUAAAAUGUAUUUGCGACGACGAAAUGUUUGAAGCAAAAAGUGGUUACUGCGUUAAGAAAACUCAAUCCAUGACCAAUCAGCAAAUCAUUGCUUCUACGAUUACUGUCGACCCGAGAAAUAAUAUGGUCAGUGACAUUCCUUCUAGCGACAUAUUCUUUAUUAUUCAGUUUGGUCGCAUUCAAUUGGGAUAA